CGGUAGUAUCUUGGUCAGAUGAAACUUUAUCCUUGUGAUGAUCAAUGAUACAACAGAUCUUCCGGUUUUGCCCUCAUUGACUGUUUAAGGUUUCUUUAUAAAUCAUAACACUACCGAGUUUUGCUUUCAAGUUGGUAGUAGAGUGAGUCCAGGUGGUGGUUUAGAUUCACGAUCUUUUUACAGUGAUCAUGGCUUCGACGAUGCAAGGCAAUUGGGUUAAGCUUCACCAAGAAGGAACUGGGCCUGGAGCCAGAAGCUCCCAUGCCAUAGCCCUGGUAGGACAAAAAAUCUAUGCAUUUGGUGGUGAGUUCACUCCACGGGUCCCUAUCGACAACAAUCUCCAUGUUUUUGACCUUCAAACCCUGACAUGGUCAGUGGCCGAUGUAACCGGGGACAUCCCUCCACCACGUGUUGGCGUCACAAUGGCAGCUGUUGGAAAAACCAUCUAUGUAUUCGGUGGUAGAGAUGGUACUCACAAGGAGUUGAAUGAGCUCUACUCUUUUGACACAUCUACAAAUAAAUGGACCCUCCUAUCUACCGCCAAUGCAGGACCGCCUCAUCGAAGCUACCACUCAAUGACUGCUGAUGAUCGCCGUGUGUACAUUUUUGGCGGGUGUGGUGUUUCCGGCCGGCUUAAUGACUUAUGGGCAUUUGAUGUUAUUGAUCAGAAGUGGAUCAAAUAUCCAACACCCGGCGACAACUGCAAAGGUAGAGGGGGACCUGGGUUGGUUGUAUCCCAAGGGAAAAUAUGGGUUGUGUAUGGUUUCUCUGGAGUGGAAAUGGAUGAUGUUCAUUGCUUUGAUCCGGCGACUGGAAAGUGGACGCAAGUUGAGACGAGUGGUGAAAAGCCGACGGCCCGGAGUGUAUUUCCUAUAGUUGGGACUGGAAGAUACAUAAUUUUGUAUGGUGGAGAAAUUGACCCGAGUGACUUGGGUCACCUGGGGGCUGGAAAAUUUUCCAGUGAACUUUAUUCAUUAGACACGGAGACAUUGGUGUGGGCAAGGUGGGAUGAUGGGCGGGAGUCGAAUAUUCAUCCGGGACCUCGUGGAUGGUGUGCUUUUGCAGGUGGGUGUACGGAUGACAAACAAGGGUUAUUGGUAUAUGGUGGCAAUUCUCCAAGCAAUGAUCGGCUUGAAGACAUUUACUUCUUCACUCCUUGCCUGUAAAGGAAUAUGAUAAGCAAUGGUGUUGUAACCAUGAUUGUGACCGUGUUGUGUCUAGUGUCAGCUUGCUAUGGCAAGUGUCUUGUAGUUGUUUGUUUCAUGGAUACUUGCUUGUACAUUAGGUUGGUUGCCUAAUGAACUCUUCCUUUGCUUGAUUUGCU
This is a messenger RNA of Mangifera indica (mango), 1324 nucleotides long. Its product is annotated as nitrile-specifier protein 5. The transcript is spliced from 2 exons. Gene Ontology annotation, molecular function: protein binding; enzyme regulator activity. Gene Ontology annotation, biological process: nitrile biosynthetic process. Bases 189 to 1166 code for a protein of 325 amino acids. The record is from RefSeq and is a predicted model, not a curated record. Lineage: Eukaryota; Viridiplantae; Streptophyta; Magnoliopsida; Sapindales; Anacardiaceae. Gene Ontology annotation, cellular component: nucleus; cytosol.